Patiria miniata (bat star) is the source of this 2476-nucleotide messenger RNA. Its product is annotated as cholinesterase 1-like. The transcript has 4 exons. The record is from RefSeq and is a predicted model, not a curated record. Gene Ontology annotation, cellular component: plasma membrane. Gene Ontology annotation, biological process: acetylcholine catabolic process; choline metabolic process. Gene Ontology annotation, molecular function: acetylcholinesterase activity. Lineage: Eukaryota; Metazoa; Echinodermata; Asteroidea; Valvatida; Asterinidae. Bases 117 to 1892 code for a protein of 591 amino acids.
CCGUAUGGUUGUUUAAACCCUUAAUUUCCCGAGGUCUUGGUCAUUUGAGGGUAAGAAGUUGAAACGAGAAGUCGCAAUACACAUCUACCUCAUUUUUGAAUUACUAAUCGUCAAACAUGUUGCGGUCGGCUAUUGCUCUAGCCGUCUUGGUCGGCUUAGUUUCCCCGGUGACGUCACAGGAAACGGUUCAGGUUACUUUCACAGCAGGCCGGGUGGAGGGCUACAAGUUGGACGUUUUGGGUAAAAAGGUGGAUGCCUUUCUUGGCAUUCCGUACGCAGAGGCUCCCGUGGGAGCACGCCGCUUUAAAGCCCCGACAGCCAAGGCGACUUGGAGUGCUGUCAUGGACGCCAAAGUGUUUGGGAGCAGCUGCGCCCAGCUAGGCAUGGCAAUGCCACCAGAUCCACCAGCCUUGGAUGGUCAAGAAGAUUGUCUGUUCUUGAAUGUGUGGGCGCCCUCCCCGUCGCAGGCUGGCACACCUGUCUUAGUCUGGAUCCAUGGCGGAGGUUACAGCAGGGGUACGGCGUCUACUGAUGACACCAACGGCAAGAUCUUUGCAGCGGAGGCGGGGGUGAUCGUUGUGUCCAUGAACUACCGAUUGGGUGCGAUGGGGUUCUUGGCUUUGGGUCCUGAGACAGCUCCGGGUAACGUGGGUCUCAUGGACCAGGCCCUGGCCCUACAGUGGGUGCAAGACAACAUCGCGGCGGUGGGAGGCGAUCCAGACCAGGUUACCAUAUUCGGGCAGAGUAACGGCGCUAGCGACGUUGGGAUACACAUGAUGGCACCGACGAGCAGGGAGUUGUUUAAGCAGGCAGCCCUUCAGGGUGGCUCGGCAUUAGCUAGCUGGGACUACGGCACCAUGGAAGGUGGGAUCGGGUUCGCAAACGCCCUGGCCAAGAAACUCGCCUGCGACGUGAACAACGACGGUGAGAUGCUGACCCCUGAAGAAGUUCUCACAUGUAUCAGUCUUGUUGAAAUCAGGACCAUUCUGGAUAAUCAAGAGAUUCCGGCUGGUGCUUUCAACACUCCGUGGAAGCCAGUGAUUGACGGGACUUACAUCACGGAAGACCCGAUGGUAUCCAUCAGGACCGGCAACAUCAAGAAAUGUUCGGUACUCAUAGGUUCCAACAGGAACGAAGCUGCGUUCUUCGUGAAUCGCGCCGACGGUUUCAACGACACGGGGAUGACGCCUGCCAACUUCGUCUCCAGCAUCAAGUUUCUUUUCCCAGACGCCAAUCCGUUCGGCGUAGAUGCCAUCGAGUUUGAGUACACUCCGUGGGAGGAACCCGCCAACGGUGCCGGGGCGGGACUGCGGGACGCCACCGUGCUGACUAUGACGGAUGUGAUCUUCAAGUGCCCAGGUACCACCUUCGCCCUCGGCUGCGCCGCCGUCGACCAGGCCGUGUAUUUCUACCAGUUUGGCCAGAGGCCAUCCAUCAGCUUUUGGGCACCAUGGAUGGGAGUGGUACACGGAGACGAGAAUAACUACAUCUUCGGCCGUCCGCUCGACCCAACGGUUGUGGGUUACACCGACGAGGAGAAGGAAUUCAGCCGAAUGAUGCUGAACCACUGGGCCAACUUUGCCAAAACAGGUGACCCCAACAAGGCAGCCGUUGAUGACCCCGAUGGCCCCUGGCCCGUGUACACCACCGACCAGAAGCAGUAUCUUCUCCUUGAUGCCAGGAUCGUGAACGACACCUACGACGUCAUGAUUGGGCCAGACAGCCAGCAUUGUGCAUUCUGGAAGAGUUACUACCCAACACUUCAGAGAAAGACAGGAGAACUUGACGAACUAGAGACCGAUUGGAAGAACCAAUUCGCAGAGUGGAGUAACGACAUCACUGAUUGGAAAGACGAGUUCAAAAAAUACAAAGACGGCACGCAAUGCGAUUAGUUCGGUGGGAUAUUGGCCUGGCGGUCUUGCUGGCAGUGAGGGCGUGCUUCUAGUUCAGUACUGAAUGGUUGGUUGGUUUAGCCAACAGAACUACGAAAAACUCUAAAUCAGUAAUAUGUGUGUGUGCUUUGUUUAUGAGAAUUACCAGUCAAAACAUAGAGAUUAGAAUAAAACUGAUAUAUGGAAUUGACAAUUUUAGAAAGUCGGAGGCCGGAUGGGGUUUCCCCGUGAUUUUCUGUUGAAGAUUUAUAGGGAGUUUUCACUCGUCCCUUAAUCAACGAGUUAUUUUGCUUAACGUUAUUUUGUACUUGUAGAUUGCACACAUGCAUCCACUCAGCUCAGAAGCUAAAGAAAAAAAUCAAGUUUACUUAGAUAACAUUUAAAAGGAAAUAAAUUGUCCUAUUUAUUGACGUUUGUUUUAUUUUUUAGGUUUACACAUAUCUAGCUAAAGACGUAGCUGAAAAUGUGUUAGUAUUUUUUAUUUAUUACGUCCGCGUCCCUCAAACAUAGUAUCUUGUGCGCAAACUCAGAUGGCUCUAAUAAAAUGGGUCUGCUGCCACCAAGCGGCAAUUUUCACUCCAACA